Messenger RNA from Leguminivora glycinivorella, 1191 nucleotides. RefSeq names its product peptidyl-prolyl cis-trans isomerase (gene cyp33). Gene Ontology annotation, molecular function: RNA binding; peptidyl-prolyl cis-trans isomerase activity. Gene Ontology annotation, biological process: protein folding; protein peptidyl-prolyl isomerization. The record is from RefSeq and is a predicted model, not a curated record. NCBI's taxonomy places the organism in Eukaryota, Metazoa, Arthropoda, Insecta, Lepidoptera, Tortricidae. Bases 259 to 1182 code for a protein of 307 amino acids. The transcript is spliced from 5 exons. Gene Ontology annotation, cellular component: intracellular membrane-bounded organelle.
GCCGGUCAUUUUGCGACUGUUCUUCUUCGACAGAAUUUCCUCCUUACCUGUAAUCUCCAUAAUUAUGAAUUAGAGAAAAAAAACUACAUGUGGCGGCGAGGGUGACCGGCAUCGUUAUUAUUGUUAUUUAAAAAAAGUAGCAACGAAUAUAAAUGUUAUCCUUAAAUUCAUCUCUUGAGCGCUAAGCUUCCGUUGUUUUUUAUUGGGUUAUUAUUUUAUUUGAGUUGUUCACGUCACGUUCGAAAAACUGCAAUCAAAAUGACAAGCAAACCUAAUUCUAAGCGCACAAUUUAUGUCGGUGGCUUGUCUGAAGAAGUAAACGAGAAAAUUCUUAACGCUGCGUUUGUGCCCUUUGGAGAACUUGUUGAUGUUCAAAUACCCCUGGACUAUGAAACUGAGAAGCACAGAGGAUUUGCUUUCAUUGAAUUUGAGAAUGCUGAGGAUGCUUUGGCUGCCAUAGAUAACAUGAAUGAUUCAGAGCUGUUCGGACGCACAGUCCGAGUAAACAUAGCUGCACCACAACGCAUAAAAGAAGGCUCAACUCGGCCUGUCUGGUCAGAAGAUUCAUGGCUCCAAAAACAUGCUGGAGAAACGUUGCCUUUAGCCAAGGAUGGCUCUGAAGAUGAACAGAAACAGGUGUCUGAUGCAUCUCAGACUAACAUGAUUCCUGCUAAACCUGCAGAGAAACGUAAUCCUCAAGUGUACUUUGACAUAAGCGUGUCAAAGCAGGAGCUUGGACGGAUAAUUAUUAUGUUACGAGCUGAUGUUGUGCCCAAAACUGCUGAGAACUUUAGAGCUUUGUGUACGCAUGAGAAAGGAUUUGGGUACCAAGGAAGCAGUUUCCACCGAAUAAUACCCGAUUUUAUGUGUCAAGGUGGAGAUUUCACGAAUCACAAUGGUACUGGAGGAAAAUCUAUUUAUGGGCGAAAAUUUGAUGACGAAAACUUUACACUCAAGCACUCCGGACCUGGCGUGCUUAGUAUGGCUAACUCUGGUCCAAACUCUAAUGGAUCUCAGUUCUUUCUCUGCACUGCAAAAACUGAUUGGCUGGAUGGAAAGCAUGUAGUGUUUGGGCACGUCAUAUCCGGAUUGGAUGUAUUGAAGAAAAUAGAAAGAUAUGGCAGUAAAAGUGGGACAGUUUCUGCCAAAGUUAUAAUAAGCAAUUGUGGCGAAUUACAAUAAUUAAUCAUA